Molecule: messenger RNA, 2319 nt
Organism: Lachancea nothofagi CBS 11611
Lineage: Eukaryota; Fungi; Ascomycota; Saccharomycetes; Saccharomycetales; Saccharomycetaceae
Source: the annotation of a GenBank genome assembly
AUGGCACCUAAGGCUUCUAGCUCAUCGAGCAAAAAGAAGAGUAGCUCAAGCAGUUCAGACGAGAUCAAGACACCAAAGUUCAAACUUCCAACAACGUUUAUUACGAGACCAAGCAAUAAGAAUGAUGACCGCUCGAUCUGCAACGUGUAUUUAAGCAAGAAGGUGAUGAAGGCUUUGGAAAUCGAUGCUGCAAGCAUGUGUGUGGUUGGGAAGCUCAGUGAGAGUGGAGUUGUUGCGAUCGCACACCCAGGAGAUGAUUCAAUGCCUGAUAAUGUCGUACAAAUUUCGGACUCUUUGAGAGCAGUUGGUAAUAUAAUUCUCGGCGAUCGGUUGGAGCUCAAAAAAGUUACACUGCAGCCAGAAUAUGCUACGAGCGUAACUUUAGGAUCUAGACAAGGCGUGGAAAUACCAGCCGCUGCCACGAAAAUGGUAGAAAAGUUGCUGGAUGAAUGCGGCCUUGUCAUGCCAGGAAUGGUCUUUCCCUGUCGUCGAAUUUCUGACGAUCUUGAAUUGGAUCUCGUAGUGAUAGACAUUAAUGAUAUGACUGCCGAAGACUUACCGAGCAUCUCAAAAUUGUCGCUUGACUCCGCAGAAAGCCAGGUAUUCUACUUGUCACCGCCUGGUAUAUUUCGUAAAGGAUCUACGAGCGUUACGCUAAGUCUUGAAGCUAGCCCACCUAUUAAGUAUGGUCUCCCACAACCUAUCAGCUAUAAUAGCGUUGGUGGUCUGCGGAAAGAAAUUGAUGUGCUAAAACGGACUAUUGAACUACCACUUCAUCAGCCAACGCUGUUUGCAGAAUUUGGAGUUACGCCACCAAGGGGAAUUUUAUUGCACGGGCCACCUGGCACUGGAAAGACUAUGUUGCUUAGAUGCGUGGCUAGCGAGGCCAAUGCUCAUAUUUUGACUAUAAACGGUCCAUCAAUAGUGUCGAAAUACCUUGGUGAGACUGAAGCAGCGCUUAGAGAUAUGUUCAACGAGGCUAGAUUAUAUCAGCCUUCCAUCAUUUUUAUUGACGAAAUUGACUCUUUGGCGCCUAGCAGAUCUAGCGAUGAUUCGGGAGAGGUAGAAAGCAGAGUAGUCGCCACUUUAUUAACCUUAAUGGAUGGCAUGGGAAGUUCUGGACGGGUUGUAGUUGUUGCAGCUACCAACAGACCCAAUGCCGUCGACCUGGCUCUGAGGAGGCCAGGGCGACUAGAUCAGGAGGUUGAAAUUGGUAUCCCAGACGUCGAUGCCAGGCACGACAUCCUUAUAAAGCAAUUUGGAAAAGUGUCAGAGAAACGUCAUGAAUUGACAGCAGCGGACAUACAGCUCAUCGCGUCAAGGACCCAUGGCUACGUGGGAGCAGAUUUGGUAGCUUUGUGUCGAGAAGCAGUAAUGAAGACACUUCAAAGAGGUGUCAUUCAAAACCUGAGCAAAGACGUUCUAAAAAUUACUUUGAGAGAUGUAGAGGAUGCGAUGACAGAAAUUCGUCCAAGUGCUAUGAGAGAAAUCUUUCUCGAGAUGCCAAAAGUCUACUGGUCCGACAUUGGCGGUCAAAAUGAACUCAAAUUAAAAAUGAAAGAGAUGAUUCAACUACCUUUAGAGCAGUCUGAAUCUUUUCUGCGGCUGGGUGUGUCUGCCCCCAAGGGCGUUCUUCUAUAUGGUCCUCCUGGUUGCUCCAAAACUCUGACAGCAAAGGCUUUGGCCACGGAAUCUGGCAUCAACUUUCUCGCAGUGAAAGGUCCCGAGAUAUUCAACAAAUAUGUUGGUGAGUCUGAGAGAGCUAUUAGGGAAAUUUUCAGAAAGGCUCGGGCAGCCGCCCCCAGCAUCAUCUUUUUUGAUGAAAUCGAUGCUUUGUCGCCGGACAGAGACUCCGGAGGCUCCACUUCAGCCGCCAGUCAUGUUUUAACGUCUUUGCUAAACGAGAUUGAUGGUGUAGAAGAAUUAAACGGAGUUAUUAUUGUUGCAGCCACUAACAGACCAGAUGAAAUCGAUUCAGCGCUGUUGAGACCUGGCAGAUUGGACCGUCACAUUUAUGUCGGGCCGCCAGAUUUUGAAGGCAGGCUUCAAAUUCUUCAGCAAAAGACUAAAAGUUUCAAAAUUGAAGAUUCAGAAGUCACACUACAAGAUCUGGCCCAUAGAACGGAGGGUUGCUCUGGUGCAGAGGUGGUACUCCUAUGCCAGGAGGCUGGUCUUGCCGCUAUUAUGGAGGACCCAGAGACUGACCGAGUUCAGCAAAACCAUUUCGAAAAAGCGCUCAAUGGUAUUUCUCGGGGCAUAAAUCAAGAGAUGCUAGAUUACUAUUUUGAAUUCCAAUCACGCAGCGGCAUCUCAAGGUAA